Symsagittifera roscoffensis is the source of this 1548-nucleotide messenger RNA. RefSeq names its product NADH-cytochrome b5 reductase 3-like. Gene Ontology annotation, molecular function: oxidoreductase activity. NCBI's taxonomy places the organism in Eukaryota, Metazoa, Xenacoelomorpha, Acoela, Convolutidae. The record is from RefSeq and is a predicted model, not a curated record. The transcript is spliced from 2 exons. The coding region runs from base 107 to 1051 and encodes 314 amino acids.
AGCUUUUAUUUUCACGGUUGCAUGAUCUGUAACUUAGUUGCUCUUCACAAGAAUUUAAAUGCUUUAGUUUCAACUAACAUUCAUUCGCUCAUUCUAGACAGUGCCUAUGUCUGAUAACGAAUCUUCGGCAUCGUUGACUAUGGCGAACAACGUUACUACAAUUGGACUAUGCGUCGCAGGCGCUGUCGUCCUUGCAUCGACUGCAUUCGUCAUCAAGAUAUUCUUGUUUCCCAAAAAGACCAAGAAAGCUCCGGUGCUGCUCAAGGAAAAGACAGUUAAGCACGCUGUAGUCCUUGUAGACAAGGAAGAGCUGAGCUCGGAUACGAGAAGGUUUAGAUUUAAGUUACCUUCGGGACAUUCUCUGGGUCUUCCCAUUGGCUAUCACUGCUACUUAUCAGCCAGGAUCGGUGGCGACUUGGUUGUCCGACCUUACACUCCUGUUUCGAGUGAGCGAGAUCUUGGGUUUUUCGACCUCGUGAUCAAAGUGUACAAGGCAGGUGUCAACCCUAGAUUUCCAGAGGGAGGAAAAUUGUCCCAAUACCUCGACAAUUUGGUGAUAGGAGAUGCAAUUGAUGUGCGAGGUCCAGGCGGUCUGUUGGAGUACGAAGGCAGAUGCCAUUAUGCUAUCAAACCCGAUAAACAGAGCCCGCCGCAAAGAUUCUUCUAUCGACGAAUUGGAAUGAUUGCUGGAGGAACCGGGAUCACUCCUAUGCUACAGCUGGUGAGAGAAAUGUUCUAUGACAAGCAAGACAACACACAUAUCUCUAUGAUCUUCGCGAAUCAGUCACCCAAUGACAUUCUCCUACGAGGCGAAAUUGAUGACAUGGCCCUGGAGCAGCCGAAUCGAUUCAAGAGGUGGUAUACAGUUGACAGAGAUGCGCCCGAAGACUGGGAAUUCGACACUGGAUUCGUAUCGGAACAGAUGAUGAAAGACCACCUGCCUCCACCUGGAGAUGAUGUGCUGAUUGUGAUGUGUGGACCUCCACCCAUGAUCACAGCGUGCACUAAAAACCUGGAAAAUAUCGGCUACAAGAAUAUAUUCCCUUACUAAAGUGAAGCACGAUACGCUGUUUUACCAGCAAUUUGAUGCCUUGGAUUAAAGCAAAGGUAUUUGCACAAACUCGUUUAUGGUGCAACUAAAAGAUUAAAAAUAUAUUACUUAUCAUGAUUCAAAAGAAAUUUACGCAACGCUCAAACAUCAGCCAUGAAAGUGAACAAAUACAACACUUUUCUAAACUGAGUUGCAACCUGUUAUCGUGGCCAUGGGUAUUUCUGCAGUCCUCUUUGGCUUGGAUAGCACUGUUUGAUUUAUAGCGACUUCCUGUUCAAUUGUUUGAAAUAGUAUGAAGUUGGUUUUUGCCUUGGAUUUAAUUGAGCUGUUUGGUCUAAAAAUAUAAUAUUGUAAAUACCUCAAAAUCUGUUUUUCUGAAGAUUCAUUUGUUAAUUGUUUGAUACUUGAAAAAAUUAGUGAUUGUUAUCGGUGCAAUGGCCUCUAUCGGCGGGAAUGGCACUUGAAUUAACAGAUUGAAAAAACCCCUUUAUCUUAAA